Molecule: messenger RNA, 1785 nt
Organism: Colossoma macropomum (tambaqui)
Lineage: Eukaryota; Metazoa; Chordata; Actinopteri; Characiformes; Serrasalmidae
Gene: fbxl14b
Product: F-box and leucine-rich repeat protein 14b
Exons: 1
Coding region: 572-1774 (400 amino acids)
Biological process (GO): SCF-dependent proteasomal ubiquitin-dependent protein catabolic process
Cellular component (GO): SCF ubiquitin ligase complex
Molecular function (GO): protein binding
Source: RefSeq, a predicted model, not a curated record
GUGCGAGCGGAGCGCCAACGCGAAGCGAAAGCUCUCCUUCUGCGUCUCCUUCUCCUCUGCUAGCGGGCUGAACCGGGCGCUCAGAUCGCUCCCUCCGCUCCCGCUUACGGUUUACGGCGCUUUUGGAUAUAUUUAUGUUGUUUGGUAAGGGGGGGGGAGGCGAUGAACGACCGUCUGGAUCCUCGGCUCCAGAGAGGACGAUCAUGUGAAGGCGGAGCGGGCAGCGCUGUGUGACCGCCAGCGUUCCCCCCCCAUCACUGCCGCCGCCGCCGCCGCCGCCGCUGCUCUUGGAUUGGAACAAGCUUUUAGCUUCUUCUUCUUUUUUUUUUUUGGGGGGGGACCUUUUCGCAUUUGAAUCCUACUGCGCAAGCAGACGGAUCACGUGGGACGUGGAGUUGAUCGAUUUACAACAGUUAAAUGUGAAGAGAAAAGCAAAGCGAGUGAAGGGAUUUUUUUUUUUUUUACAUUUUCUUUUUUUUUUUUGGUGUGUGUGUGUGGGGGGGCACUAAACGAAGAAACACGUGAGUGGAUUAUUAUUUUUCUCCUUUUCCAUUUUGUUGUUACUACUAAGAUGGAGACGCACAUCUCGUGCCUGUUCCCGGAGAUCCUAGCCAUGAUCUUCAGCUACCUGGACGUGCGGGACAAGGGCCGGGUGGCCCAGGUGUGCGCGGCGUGGCGGGACGCUUCCUACCACAAGUCAGUGUGGCGGGGCGUGGAGGCCAAGCUGCACCUGAGAAGGGCCAACCCGUCCCUGUUCCCCAGCCUGCAGGCCCGGGGCAUCCGGCGGGUGCAGAUCCUGAGCCUGCGGCGCAGCCUGAGCUACGUGAUCCAAGGGAUGCCCAACAUCGAGAGCCUGAACCUGAGCGGCUGCUACAACCUGACGGACAACGGCCUGGGUCAUGCCUUCGUGCAGGAGAUCCCCUCGCUGCGCGUGCUCAACCUGAGCCUGUGCAAGCAGAUCACGGACUCCAGCCUGGGCCGGAUCGCCCAGUACCUGAAGAACCUGGAGGUGCUGGAGCUGGGCGGCUGCAGCAACAUCACCAACACGGGCCUUUUGCUGAUCGCCUGGGGCUUGCACAGACUCAAGAGCCUGAACCUGCGCAGCUGCCGGCACGUGUCGGACGUGGGCAUCGGCCACCUGGCCGGGAUGACCCGGAGCGCGGCCGAGGGCUGCCUCAGCCUGGAGUACGUGACGCUGCAGGAUUGCCAGAAGCUGACGGACCUGUCGCUCAAGCACAUGUCCAAGGGCCUGGCCAAGCUACGGGUGCUCAACCUGAGCUUCUGCGGAGGCAUCUCGGACGCCGGCAUGCUGCACUUGUCGCACAUGGGCAGCCUCCGGGUGCUCAACCUGCGCUCUUGCGACAACAUCAGCGACACGGGCAUCAUGCACCUGGCCAUGGGCUCGCUGCGCCUGGCCGGCCUGGACGUGUCCUUCUGCGACAAGGUGGGCGACCAGAGCCUGGCGUACGUGGCGCAGGGCCUGUACGGCCUGCAGUCGCUCUCGCUGUGCUCGUGCCACAUCAGCGACGACGGCCUGAACCGCAUGGUGCGGCAAAUGCACGAGCUGCGGACGCUCAACAUCGGCCAGUGCGUGCGCAUCACGGACAAAGGCCUGGAGCUGAUCGCCGACCACCUGACUCAGCUAGCCGGCAUCGACCUGUACGGCUGCACCAAGAUCACCAAGCGCGGCCUGGAGCGCAUCACGCAGCUGCCCUGCCUCAAGGUGCUCAACCUGGGCCUGUGGCAGAUGACCGAGAGCGAGAAAGUGCGGUGAAACUUGGGGGG